GUGAUGUGUGAAGUCUAUAAAGCGUUCCCACUGAGGUUUAGCCAGAAGAUAUCAAGUAAGGGGAUUAGAAAAUAAGUUGCUGAUUACGCUGUUUUGUUGUUUUAUUUUGAUACCUUAUUUAACAAUGGAUUUUACAUGCUGCUUAAGGAUUCAUUUAGCUUUGUUUCCUGCUUAUGUAAUCUGUUUGGGGAGUUAUGAAGGGAGCAUGCCAACCGCUAAUUUGCAAAGAGUUUCAGCACGCAUUUUCCCCGUGAUUGGCCCUGAGGUGAAACAAAUGGGAAACUGGAAUGAUCCUGCUUACAGUUCUGCUGGCCCGCCCCACCGUCAAGGAAGUUAUGACAAGAGAUUGUUUGCAGGAUCAAGUGUAAAAUCAGAUUCGAAAGAGUGUCAGACUUCUGCUAAAAGCGAUAAUCAAGACAAUCAUGUGAUUCAGGUCUUUCAACCCUCUGUUCAUUAUGAGUCUCAUACAGCUGCUGAUGCCUUUAAAAACGUGCAGCCUGGUAGCCGGCUAGCUUCUACCUCAUCUCAGAGUGGGUUCACCUCUAUGAGAAGCCUAAAAGUACCUGAACCAAACCCCUUAAAACCAUCUAGAGGUGAGUCUAGUUACGAGGUGGCUAAAACUGCUGGAUCUAACAAGAUGUUUGUAGUAAAACCUCCUAAAAACACAUAUGGCCAAAUGGAGUUCAACUCUAAGGUUAAUGGAAACCUACCUGCAAGAGGCCCAAACGCUGGAUCAAACUCCAUCUCAAGUCAGGUUUCCCGUCAGUAUGGUUCAUCUGUGGGGAGCCAGAGUACUAGCAAACUCCAGACAGCCGGUAGCAGUUAUGGACCAUUGCUGAAGGGAAUACCUGGGUAUUCAAGUAUGAAUCCAAGAAAAACUUCUCAUGAUGGGUUUAAGUACACUGAGGCCAAGCCUUCGGUUGUUAGCUCGGGGCCAAUCUUUGUAGUUCAAGGUGGAGGAAAUGCUCAAGGUCUUGGUGGCUAUAGUGGGCAUCCAGAUUCAGUAAAACCACUUGGAGUUCCCAGUCAUGUUGACUCCUAUCAGGCCAGUCAGAACUUUAGAGAUACUAGAUUGACUGCCAGCAGUCAGGGCAAGUCCUGGAAUGAACCUCUUCACUACUCCACCAGUGGAACUCAAUACAAUCCCGUUCCUGAGCCAAGAAAACCAUCCGAAAAUGAUUGUAGGGACAAUGAUGCUAGAGCUUCAACUGCCAGCACUGGUGGGGUUCUUCUCGGUGCCUCAGAAAGUGCUCAGAUAAACAAGUUACCACCUCUCUAUGAAUCUACUCGCCCCAAAUUCCAGCAGACCUACAAUAUCCGUGGUCAACCUAAUCAAAUCUUUGAGCCCUUGUACCCCUCUCGAAGUGCCACUCAGCAUGGUGUGACCAAGUACUCAUUUGCGAGUUCUGGUGCAAUCAUGAUGAUGCAGGCUCCUGCAAAACUUCAAGAUGGAGCAGAAUCCAAUAAACCCCAAGUUCAUACUAGCUCUCCAGAGCAUAAAGUACCAUUUGCCCCAGGUCAGACUGCUCAAUACCAACCUCUUCAAGUGAACCAGGAUUCCAGAAAUGUCCAGCCAGCCACUAGCACUUAUGCCAGCUCUUCCCAAACUGGGUCUCAGGCCUUCUCUUCUGUGAAGAGAACCCCAUACAAACCUAGUACAGUGCUCUCAAGGCCUUCUACCAGUAAAUUCGGAUUCAGUGCCACUAAACCCACUAUUGCUAGAUCUAAUGAGAUCAACACCGUCCACGUAAGGCUUAAUAAACCACCCACAAGCAGCUUUGGUCGUUUUCAGAACCAAUGGGGUUUUGGUGACAUUAACAGUGGCGGUUUCCAAAGUCCCUUACCUCCAAGUUACCCGAACCAGAUACCAGGUCAAAAUGUACAAAAGCCUGUUAGUUCUUCAGCCCGUUAUCCCGAAAGAGUCCAAAGCCAAUCCACUGUAAAUACAGAUGGCACCAGGCUUAUUACUGCCAUUCCAAGUGGGUUUGGCCAAGGUACCAUCCGAAGGAUUUCUCCUACACUUUCCAGCAGCUACAGACAAGCUGAGCAAAACCAGCAUCGAGUUAACAGUUUGGGUUCCUCUGCCUCUAAAUGUGAGGUGGCCCAGAAUAGCCCUGCAGGUUUUGGUCAACAGGGUCCAGUCAGAUUCCAGGAAGCAAACCUCUCCAUCUAGAAGCAGAUCUCAACGUCUGCUUUAAACCUUGAUUAGGUGCGUGUUUGGAGGCUGUCAGUCAUCAGGCUCUGGUCUCUGCAAGGACUAUAGGAUGCUCCGACUGAUCCGUUGCGCUGCUGUUCAGUCCUGGCAAUUUAUGACUCUACUCUUGAUGCACCACCCUUUCAAAGGCUGUACAUAUAAUGUUAAUAAAAAUGUUAAGCCCUCAAAAAGUUUACUUUCCAAAUUGUCACUUUUUUUAAAUACUGUGUAAAUAAAGCUGAAUUGUCCCAGA
Messenger RNA from Cyprinus carpio (common carp), 2447 nucleotides. RefSeq lists its product as uncharacterized. The record is from RefSeq and is a predicted model, not a curated record. NCBI's taxonomy places the organism in Eukaryota, Metazoa, Chordata, Actinopteri, Cypriniformes, Cyprinidae.